AUGACAAACUUAAAUACGACUCAUGUUAUACACAAGAGGCAGAUUUACUACCUUUGUGGCACUUAUCCUAGACAGUACUAUUCAUUGUAUCGUAAGUGUAAUACUGUGUUGAAGUUGGAGUAAGGUAGAGUAGAAUAGGUAAUGGUGUAGGGUAGGGAAAGAUAGGGUAGGGUGGGGCAGGAUAUGGUAGAAUAGGUUAGGAUAAGAUAGGGUAAGGUAAGAUAGGAUAGACAGAAACUUAAUGCCAUUCCACUUCAGCAUGCUACAUAAAUGGUGACAGUACAUGUUCAAAUGGUGGUCGAAAGCUUGGUGUAGGAUGUACGAUAGCCAACCAAUGUGUAGCGUAUCAUUCCGGCCCAGUAACCUGCAUUCAAGGAUGUUGUUGUACCGUCCAAUCAACACCACAUAGAGAUGAUACUGGACCUGAUGGGUUUGGUAGGUUAUUGCUAUUUCUUUUGUGUUAUAUCAACAUAAAAAACUCGCCAUUUUAAAAAAUAACCACUUUUUAAACAGACUCCUUUCCUCUAUUAACUAUGAGCUUACAGUUUGUACUAAAGCGGUAACUAUAGACUGAUAUUUAAUAUUACUAUGUAUGUUAGCUAUGUAGGUAGUAUAUACUAAUAAUUCAUGUUAAGGUAAAUGCCAAAACGGUCAAUUAAGCAAAGUCAGAUGUGCUCUCCAGGAACAUUGUCAACAAGGUCAACGUUGUCUGAAUGGACUAUGUUGUACUCAAACACAAGAUGAAUAUAAAAGUAAGUCCCUACCCCAACCUGCCUCCUCUACCCUAACGUUUACCACGCUAACCCACCCUACCCUACUCUUCGUACCCUACACUACUUACACUACCCUACCUUACCCUACUCUACGCAAAACGGAAAAAAAUUGUAUUUUAUGCUUAAACUUUCAAUUUUCAGCUGCCUGUGGCGGUGAUUUUGCUGUCGCAGAUUGUUCAACUACAAAACAGUGCAGUCAAGGUUAUGUUUGUGCUAGCAAUAACUAUUGCUGUCAAUGUGCAGUUGGCAAAAGUGUUGGACGAUGUAAUCAGGUGAGCAAUAUAGUCAACGAAUUCUAGAUACAUAAUAUGGCAAGAGAAGCGUAUUUUAAAAAUUAGUACUAGCUAGCACAGUUUUAAUAAUACUAUGUAGUAUUGUUUUAACUAACAAGUACUGUGUUAUUAAUACUAUCUAGUACUGAGAUUGGUCUCCAAAAUAAAAAAAAUCAUUUUUAGGGCCUAUGUCCACAAGGCUAUACCUGUAUGGAGAAUGGGUGGUGUUGUGCGUCUUGUCCUAACAACGUAACCCCUUAUGGGGCUUGUACAAAUAACACUUGUGGGGGUGGUCGGCAAUGCUCAACGGGAAACAUUUGUUGUUAA
Molecule: messenger RNA, 1372 nt
Organism: Bursaphelenchus okinawaensis
Lineage: Eukaryota; Metazoa; Nematoda; Chromadorea; Rhabditida; Aphelenchoididae
Source: the annotation of a GenBank genome assembly